AUUAAGGGAAAAAAAAAAAAAACCAAAGGAAAAGCUUGAAGAAAAAGUUGAGAAAUUUAUCUGCUACCGGUGGUGGUGAGAAAUUUGUUCUAUGUGUGAUAAUUGGUUCCACAUAAUUGAGAUUUCGUUCUCUUACUGGGUCCUCAAGUGAUACGAAGAAGAAGAAGGAACAAGUGUGAAAUUCUGCUGGGAAAUGCUUGGUUGACAACUUGGGAAGAAAGCUCGGACAAAAUGGAGGUGUCGGCACUCGGUGUUGGUGUCCAACAUGUCCUCUGCGGCAACUCCGUUCCAUUUAUUCCCUCAGUGACGCCAUGGAGCACAAGACUGAAGACUUCUCAUGUUUGUUGUGCCACAACUCUUGACAAAGAGCCCCUCCGCCGGCAGCCUCCCAAUUCUGACACUAGGAGGGUCACAAGGCCUCACUCCAAGCAAUAUUUGGCUAGACAAUCGGCAAUUCUUCAAGUCCAACAGUCCUCUGACUUGGAAUCUGCUCUUACACGAUUAGGUGGAAGUUUGAAGGUUCAAGACUUGAAUGCCAUAAUACGCCAUUUUGGGAUGCUGAAAAGAUGGCAUGAUCUUUCCCAGCUCUUUGAAUGGAUGCAACAGAAUGGAAAAAUUAGUGUGUCGUCAUAUAGCAGCUAUAUAAAAUUCAUGGGGAAGAGCCUCAAUCCCGUAAAAGCACUAGAAAUUUACAAUAGCAUUCAAGAUGAAUCAACCAAAAAGAACGUUCACAUAUGCAAUUCGGUUCUUGGUAGUCUGGUCAGGAGUGGCAAGUUUGAUGGCAGUAUUAAGUUAUUUCACCAGAUGAAGCAGGAUGGCUUAACACCAGAUGCUGUUACCUAUAGUACGCUGCUUGCAGGUUGCAUCAAAUUCAAACACGGUUAUUCGAAGGCAUUAGAGCUAGUUCAAGAAUUACAGAAUAAUGAGCUGCAGAUGGACAGGGUAAUAUAUGGUACACUUUUGGCUAUCUGUGCUUCAAAUAAUAAAUGGGAGGAAGCAGAAAGUUAUUUUAAGCAGAUGAAGGAUGAAGGUCAUAUACCAAAUGAAUUCCAUUACAGCUCUUUGCUCAAUGCUUACUCUAUCAGCGGGAACUACAAAAAGGCUAAUGAUGUGGUGCAAGAUAUGAAAUCUGCAGGGUUAGUACCUAAUAAGGUUAUUUUGACAACUUUAUUGAAGGCUUAUGUCAGAGGUGGGUUGUUUGAAAAAUCAAGAGAAUUAUUAGCCGAACUGGAAGCUUUGGGAUAUGCUGAAGAUGAGAUGCCAUACUGUCUAUUGAUGGAUGCCCUUGCUAAGGCUGGGCGUAUACAAGAUGCUAAAUUGGUUUUUGAUGAAAUGAAGGAGAAAUCCGUACGAUCAGAUGGAUAUUCCUACAGUAUCAUGAUUUCUGCUUUCUGCCGAGGUGGGCUUGUAGAUGAUGCAAAGCAGUUGGCUAAGGAUUUUGAAAGAACUUAUGACAAAUAUGAUUUGGUUAUGUUGAAUACAAUGAUCUGUGCCUAUUGCAGAGCAGGUGAAAUGGAUAGUGUAAUGGAAAUGCUGAGAAAAAUGGAUGAAUUAAAAAUCAUACCUGAUAAUAAUACCUUCCAUAUUCUAAUAAAGUACUUCUGUAAGGAGAAGUUAUACAUGCUUGCUUAUAAGACCAUGGAGGACAUGCACAACAAAGGCUACCCACCAGAUGAGGAACUUUGUUCCUCCUUAAUGUUUCAUCUUGGUAAGAUAAGAGCAUAUUCAGAAGCAUACUCUAUUUACAAUAUGCUAAGGUAUAGUAAGCGAACCAUGUGCAAGGCCCUUCAUGAGAAGAUUCUACACAUUCUAGUAGCAGGAAGGCUUCUCAAAGAUGCUUAUGUAGUAGUCAAGGAUAAUCCAGGGUUGAUUUCUAAGCCUGCUACAAUGAAAUUUGCAACUGCAUUUAUGAAAUUGGGAAAUAUCAACUUGAUAAAUGAUGUUUUGAAGGCAAUUGAUGGUUCUGGUUUCAAGAUUGAUCAGGGAAUAUUUCAGAUGGCCAUAUCACGUUAUAUUUCGGACCCUGACAAGAAGGACCUGCUUCUUCAGUUACUACAGUGGAUGCCGGGACAAGGUUAUACUGUGGAUUCAUCUACAAGAAACCUAAUACUGAAAAACUCUCACUUAUUUGGUCGCCAUCACAUUGCCGAGAUGCUGUCAAAGCAGCAUAUGAUAUCAAAAGCUUCAAAAUCUACUAAAGAUAAGUGAGUUGGAAACUGUGCAAUUCCAGGUACCUUACACCAUGGUUGGUUCAGCACUCCGUGAAAAAAAUUUGUUGUUGGAUGCUUAUAGUGGUUCACACUACCAGUAUAAUCGGUCUGCUGCUUGGCUUAUUGAAACCUAAGCUUCCUUAACUGGUUUAGGGCAUACUAACCCAUGUAUAGUGCUAGAUUGUAUUAUUUUAGAUUAUAUAACCCUGCAUGCAUGUAAUCAGAGACUGGAACUAAUUGCUAAUUCUUUUGCUAUACAAAAUGGCGCAUCUUUAUCUUCUUUUGUUAAGACAA
This is a messenger RNA of Rosa chinensis, 2504 nucleotides long. RefSeq names its product pentatricopeptide repeat-containing protein At1g10910, chloroplastic. The transcript has 11 exons. The coding region runs from base 232 to 2208 and encodes 658 amino acids. NCBI's taxonomy places the organism in Eukaryota, Viridiplantae, Streptophyta, Magnoliopsida, Rosales, Rosaceae. Gene Ontology annotation, molecular function: protein binding. The record is from RefSeq and is a predicted model, not a curated record.